GCAGCUCAGAGAUUUUGCAGCUGGUCACGCCAGCCUCCCGAGACUGAGUGCUCUUAACCUCUGCGCUCCUGGGGAGCGUUGUCUGGAUUUGUCUCCCGGCCGCCUUCUACCCGCCGUACUGCCGCCUGGAUGGGACCGCCGGAGUGCUGCGAAUAGAGAGGGAAGUGACCCGGCUGACUCCUUGUUUGCUGACUGAAUCUUAGGUGGUUCUGUUGCGAGCUAAACUCUCAAGGGAUUAUUGAAUUGGUGAGGAAUUUGGGAAGAGACAAGCUGAAAUUCUCAUUCCAUGGAUCCCUUGGGUGCACCUUCCCAGUUUGUAGAUGUGGAUACUCUACUAAGCUGGGGUGAUUCAUGUGAAGAUGAAUUAAAUUCUGAUACUACAGCUGACACAUUUCAGGAAAAUACUGUUAGAUCACCGUUUCUUUAUAAUAAAGUUAUCAAUGGAAAAGUGGUUCUUUGGAAAGGUGAUGUGGCGUUAUUGAACUGUACAGCCAUUGUGAAUACCAGCAAUGAAAACCUCACGGAUAAGAACCCUGUGUCAGAAAGUAUCUUUAUGCUUGCAGGGCCUGAUUUGAAAGAGGACCUACAGAAGCUAAAACGUUGCCGAACAGGUGAAGCAAAAUUAACAAAAGGAUUUAAUCUAGCUGCUCGGUUCAUCAUUCACACAGUGGGGCCAAAGUACAAGAGCCGCUAUCGCACAGCUGCUGAGAGUUCCCUGUACAGCUGCUACAGAAAUGUGCUUCAGUUAGCAAAAGAGCAUUCAAUGUCUUCUGUUGGAUUCUGUGUCAUCAAUUCUGCAAAACGAAGUUAUCCCUUAGAGGAUGCAACACACAUAGCGCUUCGUACUGUAAGGAGAUUCCUAGAGAUUCAUGGGGAAACCAUUGAAAAAGUAGUAUUUGCUGUCUCUGAGCUUGAAGAGGCUACUUACCGAAAGCUGCUACCUCUGUACUUCCCAAGGACGUUAAAGGAGGAGAGUCGAUCGUUGCCAUAUCUACCUGCAGAUAUUGGAAAUGCUGAAGGGGAGCCUGUGGUACCUGAACGGCAGAUUAGAAUAAGCGAAAAACCUGGUGCUCCGGAGGACAACCAAGAAGACGAGGAUGAAGGCUUGGGAGUUGAUCUGUCUUUCAUUGGCUCUCAUGCAUUUGCACGAAUGGAAGGAGAUAUUGAUAAGCAGAGAAGACUCAUCCUUCAGGGGCAGUUAUCCGAGGCAGCUCUGCAGAAGCAGCAUCAAAGAAAUUAUAAUCGGUGGUUAUGUCAAGCAAGAUCUGAAGAUCUGUCUGAUAUUGCAUCUCUGAAAGCUUUAUACCAAACAGGUGUAGACAAUUGUGGCCGCACCGUGAUGGUGGUAGUGGGAAGGAACAUUCCUGUCACACUGAUAGAUAUGGACAAGGCUCUCUUAUAUUUUAUCCAUGUAAUGGAUCACAUUGCUGUGAAGGAAUAUGUAUUAGUGUAUUUUCACACACUGACCAGCGAAUAUAAUCAUCUGGACUCCGACUUCCUGAAGAAACUCUAUGAUGUUGUUGAUGUCAAGUACAAAAGGAAUUUGAAAGCUGUUUAUUUUGUUCAUCCAACAUUUCGUUCAAAGGUAUCAACGUGGUUUUUCACCACCUUUUCUGUCUCAGGACUGAAGAACAAAAUCCACCAUGUGGACAGUCUGCACCAGCUGUUUUCUGCCAUAUCACCAGAGCAGAUUGACUUUCCUCCUUUUGUCCUUGAAUAUGAUGCCAGGGAAAAUGGGCCUUACUACACGUCUUAUCCUCCAUCGCCAGAUUUGUGACCUACCAUCUUCCAUCCUUGGUUUCAAGGAUGCCACUUCAGCCAUGAAUCGCUGCCUAUUGAAGUGAUUUUCAUUUUUGUUGUACAGACCCAGAGAGCCUUUUGUCCCCACCUCUCUGGUAUUUUUUUAUUGACUGUAUAUUUUCUGGCACAUAAGCAAUCUAAAACUGAUAGACCGUGUGAACUGCACAUUUUAAAUUUGUAUAUUUGUAUCAAAUGGAACGUUCAUUUGUAGAAUGUUGUUAAUAGAAACUGGGGGGCAACUUCUGAGUAUCUUCAGUUUCCUGAAGGACACUGGCUUCUCCAUUAUACAGACCAACAACAUUGUUCAUUUCUUAAACAUUGCACGCUUCCUUUGUAUAUUUAAAUGUUUCUUGAAAUAUAUAGAACCAAUGGAUGCCAACCAAAUGCAUUUACUUCUGAUCCCAAUGUCAGUACCAUUUACAUCUGAUAUACGUAAUCUGGUUAUAAUACAAGAGAAUUGUCCAGGGCCAAGAAUAUGGAAAUCUGCCUGAACAAAAUCAUUAGCAAAACAUACGGUGUGCAGUUUUACUGUACAAGUUAAGACUAUGGUUGAAGUACUAAGUUUCCUUGGAUUAUACAGUUCAUUAAGAUCACCACUGUUCUGAUCUCAACAAUGUAGGGAAACAGAAUGACUGUGUUUUCAACCUUUUCCAAUAACCCUGGGUGAGUUGGUCUUUUAUUCAAAAGGCUUGCACAUGCUAGUGAAGAGAAUUUCCGAAGACUCCAUCUCUGAGCCCUGGAAAAGUAUACUGCCUUCCUGGUUCCGUGAGUGACUUUGUUCAGCUCAGCGUCUCUUGAGCCGCCUACAUCAGUACAGAGGAAGUAUGUUAGGUGAACAAAUCAUAAUUGGCUUUUUUCCAGGCUACUUUUGCCACUUGGGCUUGAUUUGUCCCUUAGUUUGUUUAUGAGUAAAAAUUAGAACUAUG
Molecule: messenger RNA, 2726 nt
Organism: Chinchilla lanigera (long-tailed chinchilla)
Lineage: Eukaryota; Metazoa; Chordata; Mammalia; Rodentia; Chinchillidae
Gene: Gdap2
Product: ganglioside induced differentiation associated protein 2
Exons: 15
Coding region: 287-1777 (496 amino acids)
Source: RefSeq, a predicted model, not a curated record